Messenger RNA from Juglans microcarpa x Juglans regia, 3259 nucleotides. RefSeq names its product ABC transporter A family member 2-like. Gene Ontology annotation, molecular function: ATP binding; ABC-type transporter activity; lipid carrier activity. The record is from RefSeq and is a predicted model, not a curated record. Lineage: Eukaryota; Viridiplantae; Streptophyta; Magnoliopsida; Fagales; Juglandaceae. Gene Ontology annotation, cellular component: membrane; intracellular membrane-bounded organelle. The transcript has 15 exons. Gene Ontology annotation, biological process: transmembrane transport; lipid transport. The coding region runs from base 89 to 3085 and encodes 998 amino acids.
GAAUGUUUUGGUUCCGACAUAUAUAAAUCGAAGUCCUUUUCUUUUCUUCUUCACUGCAAACACGGGAAGAAAGAGCACUCUAAAAGCCAUGAACUUACGGCGCGGUUUUCCGUUGCUGUUUCAGCAAUACACCGCGCUUCUGAAGAAGAACCUCCUGCUCUCAUGGCGGAACAAGAGGGCGACCUUUCUUCAACUCUUUUCCUCCUUCUUCUUCGUCUUUCUCAUCUUCUGCAUCCAGGAGGCCAUCCAGGCUCGCUACUCCACCUCCACCUCCUACAAGAGUGUCCCCGAUCCCAAACCCCUGUUCUCGCCUCCGAUUCCGCCCUGCGAGGACAAGUUCUAUACCAGGCUCCCUUGCUUUGACUUUCUGUGGAGCGGAAACGAGACCGCCGCGGCUCGGACCAUUGUGGAUGGGAUCAUGGCGAAUAACCCUGGGAGGCCGAUUCCUUCGACUAAGGUUCAAUCAUUUCGAACAACAAAUGAAGUAGACGCAUGGCUUUUUAAUAAUCCUAUGAGGUGCCCAGGAGCUUUGCAUUUUGUGCAAAGAAAUGCUACAGUAAUUAGCUACGGCAUACAGACUAAUUCAACUCCAGCUGCAUUGCGAGGGAAUUAUGAAGAUCCCACAUUUAAAUUUCAAAUACCACUUCAAAUUGCGGCAGAGCGUGAGAUUGCAAGAUUGCUGAUUGGAGAUCCAAAGUUAAGCUGGGUUGUCGGGUUCAAGGAAUUCGCGCACCCUGCAGUGGAAAUUUUUUCUGCAGUGGCUACAGUAGGACCAACCUUUUUCCUUGCAGCCGCCAUGUUCGCUUUUGUUUUUAAUAUCAGUUCUUUGAUCACAGAGAAAGAGCUUAAACUUCGGCAGGCAAUGAGUAUGAUGGGUCUUUAUGAUUCUGCUUACUGGCUCUCGUGGCUCACGUGGGAGGGAAUUCUUACGCUUCUCUCCUCAGUAUUCUUAGUUCUCUUUGGGAUGCUCUUUCAGUUUGAUUUUUUCUUGAACAACAGUUUUGAAGUAGUGUUACUUGUGUUCUUUCUUUUCCAACUUAAUAUGAUUGGCUUUGCCUUCAUGUUGUCAGCCUUCAUUAGCAAAUCCUCUUCAUCCACAACAGUGGGUUUCUCCGUAUUUAUUGUUGGCUUCAUGACUCAGCUUGUUACAGUAUUUGGAUUUCCAUACAGUGACAGCUUCUCUACCACCUUAAGAGCUAUCUGGUCGUUAUUCCCACCUAAUCUUCUUGCUGCGGCUCUAAAUCUGCUUGCUGAAGCAACUUCAACCCCUCAAGAUAUUGGGAUUACUUGGAGUAGACGUGCCAAGUGUGCACCAAACGAUACAGAAUGUGUAAUAACGAUUGAUGAUAUUUACAAAUGGCUGGUUGCUACAUUCUUACUAUGGUUUGCAUUGGCCAUCUACUUCGAUAACAUAAUCCCAAAUGCAUCUGGUGUGAGAAAAUCUGUGUUUUACUUUCUAAACCCUGGGUAUUGGACAGGGAGAGGUGGAAGCAAAGUGAGAGAGGGUGGGAUUUGUAGUUGCAUAGGUUCAGUUCCACAGCAGGAGCAUAUUACUCCAGAUGACGGAGAUGUCCUUGAAGAGGAAAACAGAGUAAAACAUCAAACACAGGAAGGUGUGGUUGAUCCAGAUGUUGCUGUUCAGAUCCGUGGUCUUGUAAAGUCAUAUCCUGGGACUAGGCAGUUUGGUUGUUGUAAAUGUCAGAAGACUCCAUCAUACCAUGCUGUUAGGGGCUUAUGGGUGAACUUUGCAAAGAAUCAGUUAUUUUGUCUUCUUGGACCUAAUGGGGCAGGGAAAACUACAACAAUUAACUGUUUAACUGGCAUUACGCCAGUGACAGGAGGAGAUGCAUUGAUAUAUGGAAGUUCAGUCCGAAGCUCAGUUGGCAUGUCAGACAUUCGAAGAAUUAUAGGUGUUUGUCCCCAGUUUGAUAUCCUUUGGGAUGCAUUGUCUGGCCAAGAGCACCUCCACCUCUUUUCUUGUAUAAAAGGCCUACCCUCAGCUUCUAUAAGAUCAAUUACUCAGAAGUCAUUGGAAGAGGUGAGACUUACUGAGGCAGCCAAAAUUAGAGCAGGGAGUUACAGUGGAGGAAUGAAACGUCGCCUCAGUGUUGCAAUAGCUCUCAUUGGUGAUCCAAAGUUAGUCAUUUUGGAUGAACCGGUAAUACAGAAACGAAUAAACAUGCUCAGCUAUUCAUUUACACGAUCUGUUUAUGUGAAAAAUUUCAAUUUUUAUCCUAAUUGGCAGACAACUGGUAUGGAUCCAAUAACAAGGAGGCAUGUCUGGGACAUAAUAAAUGAAGCAAAGAAAGGGCGUGCCAUUGUCCUAACAACACAUUCAAUGGAAGAAGCCGACAUUUUGAGUGACCGCAUAGGAAUCAUGGCCAAGGGUAGGCUUCGCUGCAUUGGAACCUCAAUCAGGUUAAAGUCACGGUUUGGCACUGGCUUCAUUGCUAAUGUUAGCUUCUUGGGAAGAACAAAUGGACAAACUACCCCGACUCAUGCUCUUUCCAAUGGGGCUGCAGUUUCUCCAAUUCAUCACGAGGCUGUGAAGGAAUUCUUUAAAGAUCAAUUGGAUGUAGUACCAAAAGAGGAGAAUAAAGCCUUUUUGACUUUCGUGAUUCCUCAUGAUAGAGAGAGGCUUUUAACGAAAUUUUUCGAGGAGCUUGAAGAUAGAAAAGAUGAAUUUGGUAUAUCUGACAUCCAACUGGGUCUUACAACUCUGGAAGAAGUUUUCUUGAAUAUAGCAAGGCAGGCAGAGCUAGAGAGUGCUGCAGUUGAAGGGAGGUUGGAAACUCUGACUUUAACAUCCAGAGCCGCCUCAGUUCAGAUACCUGUAGGAGCCAGGUUUGUGGGGAUUCCAGGAACAGAAUCUGAAGAGAAUCCAAGAGGAAUAAUGGUGGAAGUGUACUGGGAGCAAGAUGAUUCUGGUGCCCUCUGCAUUUCUGGCCACUCAGCCGAGAUUCCAGUCCCUCCUAAUGUUCCAACAAUGCCUUCAGCAACCACUUCUGAAAGAAAUUUCUUAGGCCGGGCAGGAACAAUCCUUGGAGUUGUGAUCAAUCCCGAUCAAAUUGGUAUUACAAAUUAAUAUACUUGAGCUAUUGUAUUUAACUAUUUAUAAUGUUUUUGUGCAUUUUUUUUUACAGUUAGUGAGCAUUACCAUUCAGUUAGAUAUAUCUUGUAUUUUGAAUACCUUAAAAAACUCAUAUUACAAUUUUGUAAUGAAAUCAUCCCAUAUUACAAUUUUAUGUAUUUUUUAUUU